AUGAGGGUAUUCCGGUCAAAGUACCUCUGGGCUCACAAAUCUGCUACUGAGUGGAACUGGAAGGUCAGAAGAUGGGAUUUUGAAGUGGGGUUUUCAGGGAGGUCUGUUGUGGAGGGACCCUUUAGUGCUCCGAUUGAGACCUCGUCGGUUGUGUUAGCUGCGCAGCGAACACGCCGGAAAGAUCCUCUUGAUGGCUUCAAGAGGUACACAGGAGGUUGGAAUAUCAGUGAGCGUCAUUACUGGGCUUCUGUGGGUUUUACUGCAGUUCCCCUGUUUGCCAUUGCUGCAGUCUGGUUCCUGGGCUGUGGUUUGUGCUUGCUGCUCAUCUGUAUCUGUCACUUUUGCUGUCAAAGAAAGACUUAUGGCUACUCCCGAACAGCUUAUGCUCUUUCUCUUAUAUUUCUCGUACUAUUCAGCAUAACCACAAUGAUUGGCUGUGUUGUGUUAUACACUGGUCAAAAGAAGUUUCAUGAUAGCACGACAAGUACAUUGGAGUAUGUUGUAAAUCAGGCAGAUGUUACGGUUGGCCAGUUAAGGAAUGCAUCAGAUUAUCUUGCUGCAGCUAAGCAGCUUGGAGUGGAUCAAGUGUUUUUACCUGCUAACGUUCAAACUGAUAUUGAUCAGAUUGGUGGAAAACUAAAUUUCUCUGCCAACACCCUUGCUCAGCAAACAACGGAGAAUUCAGAUGACAUUAGAGAACUCAUAGAAUCUGUGAGACUGGCACUUAUAAUAAUUGCUGCUAUUAUGCUUGUCUUGACAUUUUUGGGAUUCUUAUUUUCAAUAUUCGGCAUGCAAUUGCUUGUGUACAUACUAGUGAUCACAGGAUGGAUACUUGUUGCUGGAACACUUAUUCUGUGUGGCACAUUCCUUCUUCUUCAUAAUGUGGCUGCUGAUACCUGUAUUGCAAUGGAUGAAUGGGUUCAAAACCCAACAACGCAUACGGCAUUAGAUGAUUUACUUCCCUGCGUGGACAGUGCAACAGCCCAAGAAACUAUGUUGCGAAGCAAGGAAGUCACUGCUCAACUAGUCGACUUGAUCAAUGAGGUCAUCACCAAUGUCUCAAACAUAAACUUUGCUCCCAACUUCGUGCCAAUGUACUUCAAUCAGUCUGGUCCAUUGGUGCCACUCCUCUGCAACCCAUUUUUUCCCGACUUGACUGAUCGAGCUUGCACUGCUGGUGAAGUGAACAUGAACAAUGCAACAGCGGUAUGGGGAAGUUAUGUCUGCCAGGUUUCACCUACCGGGAUUUGCUUCACAACGGGACGUUUGACCCCAACAUUUUACAGCCAGAUGAUUACUGGAGUUAGUCUGGGUGAUGGCUUGUCUAACUAUGCUCCUGUACUCGCUCAACUACAAGACUGCACAUUUGUGAGGGAAACAUUUAGUAACAUACACAGGGAUCAUUGUCCUGGCCUAAGAAGAUACAGUAGAUGGAUCUACAUUGGCCUGGUGAUGGUCUCUACUUCAGUUAUGCUCUCGCUCCUCUUCUGGGUGAUAUAUGGCAGAGAACGCCGCCACCGUGUUUAUACCAAAGACUUAGUGGCUGAAUCAGCUCAAGGUACUGAAGGGGAAAAGGAAAAUUCUUGAUGGUUAUUUCUGCAUCAUUCCACUUUGCUUAGCAGUAUAACACAGCCUUUGGAUGCUGUUUGGUUUUUGCAGACCUGUACAUAUUGAAUGCUAGCAUUCUAUGUUCAUUUCUUUUUUGUUUUGCAAUUCUUUUCCAUUCACAAGAGUCCGUGAGGAUUGUUUCAAUCAAAAGCCCUACAUUUUCCUGGUC
Messenger RNA from Fragaria vesca subsp. vesca, 1777 nucleotides. RefSeq lists its product as uncharacterized. The coding region runs from base 1 to 1587 and encodes 528 amino acids. Gene Ontology annotation, cellular component: plasma membrane; plasmodesma. The record is from RefSeq and is a predicted model, not a curated record. NCBI's taxonomy places the organism in Eukaryota, Viridiplantae, Streptophyta, Magnoliopsida, Rosales, Rosaceae. The transcript has 9 exons.